AUGGCGUACGUGCGCGCGCCCGGCGGCGUGGCGGUGCGGGUGUCGCCGUCGCAGUUCGCCAUCGCCCCCGGCGCGGCGCGGACGCUGCGGAUCGUGCUCAACACCACCGCGCCGGGGAACGCGUUCAGCUUCGGGGAGGUGGUGCUCAAGGGCGACAAGAAGCACCGCGUCCGGAUCCCCCUCGCCGUCUACCCCGCCGCGGCACUGAGCCCAUGA
Miscanthus lutarioriparius is the source of this 216-nucleotide messenger RNA. NCBI's taxonomy places the organism in Eukaryota, Viridiplantae, Streptophyta, Magnoliopsida, Poales, Poaceae. The record is from the annotation of a GenBank genome assembly.